This is a messenger RNA of Plasmodium yoelii, 930 nucleotides long. RefSeq names its product Plasmodium exported protein, unknown function. Lineage: Eukaryota; Apicomplexa; Aconoidasida; Haemosporida; Plasmodiidae. Bases 1 to 930 code for a protein of 309 amino acids. The record is from RefSeq and is a predicted model, not a curated record. The transcript is spliced from 2 exons.
AUGGGGGUAAUAAAGCAUAAGAUUUUUAUGGUAUUAAAAAUUGUCAAUAUUAUAUUAUUUAUAUUGAGCACCCAAAUACCAUUUAAUAACAAUGAAAUAAACAAUUUUCGAAAAAUAAUAGGCUCUUCAUCUUUCAAAUAUACAACCAGAAUACUAUGUUGUGCAUCAUUUAAGAAAAAAUUUAAAAAAUUCUGUAAAAAAGCAUUUUGCUGCUACAAAAAUCAGUGUGAUGACAAAAACCAGUAUGAUGACAAAUACCAGUGUGAUGACGAAAGUCUGAAUGGUGACGAAAGUAUGGAUUAUAGCGAACUUCUGGAUGAUGACCGUUGGGGUGGUAUAUACAAAAAUAAACUAGAUCAUAUUGUCAAAUCGGCAAAUCGUGUCGAUAUAAAAUCGAUGAGUUCAUGUGAUAUUAACAAAGCUUUGCUUCCAUUUAGAAUUAAUGAUGAAGAAAUUGAAAAUUUCGAAGUAACUGAACUAAUACGUAAAGUUAAAUCCAGGGAAAUCACUAUAACCCCAAAAGUAGCGAGUUUGAUAUUUUAUGAUUUCCAUAUACAUAUACAUAAAGAUAUACAAAUUCUUUUUAAAAGAGCACGAAAAAGAUUAAAUGCCUUAGCAAUACAAAAUAAGUUUUCACGUGACGAGCAUACAUUGUGUACAAUUGCAUUUAAAAAGGUGAUAUUUCGAAAAAGUAUAUGUACAAUGUAUCGAUCUUUACGUAUUUAUGAGGAAUAUGCUAUAUCUUAUAUAGACCACUUAAUACCAACAUUUCAUAUUUUCUUAAAACAAUACUGUGAUACAAUAUGUAUUAUUUUAAAAAAAAUCGAAUUAACAUUUUUUCGUGCUGUCAACAAAAUGAUAGCUACCGUCGAUAUAAAUCAAAUAAGACUAAUAGAAGAUGAUGAAAAAGAACUUUUUUUCUUUACUUAA